GCCCCUCAAACCCUAUUCAUACUCCUCAAAAUCCUCCUCCUCCUCCUCCCCUCCUCCUCCUCCUCCAACGCUGCUGCCACCCACACAGACCCAGCCUGGAAGAAGACCUGCCAUCUGAGUGUACGGUCGGUCCCUCCCCUCAAUAGGAUUACAAAAAACUUUCAGCCAUGCCUGUGAGAACACCUGCUCCCAUUACUAAGAGGAAAAAGCCCUCCAAAGUCAUCAUUGACCUAUCAAAAAUCAGUCAGGAUGAGUAUGAGAUAGUGCCAAACAUAUCCGAGUUCGACUUGGGAAGAAAGAUCGGGACACCCAAGGACAUCAUGCUAGAGGAGCUGUCGCUGCUCAAGAACAAAGGCUCCAAGAUGUUCAAGAUGAGGCAGCAGCGGGUGGAGAAGUUCAUCUACGAGAACAACCCCGACAUCUUCUGUGGUGACUCUAUGGACAACCUGCAGGGGUUUGUCCCCUCACUGAGUGGUCACACGGGGAGUCAGACGAUAAAUCUGGGCGGGCAUUUGCUCAGCAAGGACGUAGGGCAGCUGCAUUAUGGAGUGUUUCAGUACGGAGGUGGGGCCCCUGUGCCUCCUCCGAAGCCUGGAAGCAAGGGUGGAGUCGCAGCAGUUGAUGGAGGAACGGGUGGUGCAGGGGGACAAGGUGAAGGCCAGCUUGGGAAAGAUGGAAAAGAAGACAAAUCUAAUGAGGGUUCUCUACUGACAGGUGGUGGAAAAGAUGACGCAUCCAAAAAGAUGCAUGUGAAGACCUACAUAUCACCAUGGGAGAAGGCCAUGAAGGGUGACGAAUGUUUGUUAUCCACUCUAAAAAUGGCAAUGCCUAGCCCCGCUAAGCAAAUGGAACUGCGCAAGUACAAAAGCUUCAACAGGAGUCCCCUGCCCUACGGUGGAUAUGAAAAGGCCAACCAACUCAUGAAAUUCCAGCUGCCAGACACUGUGAAAAUCAAAGUAGUGGUCGAGCCCCCAGUGGUGUACCAGCAAGACAUCAACGUCCGACCUUCCUUCAACCGCACCCCCAUUGGCUGGGUGGGCAGCAGCGAGCCCAGUAGCAUCCACGUGGAGGUGGAUGGCGUGCCCUACGACGGGGAGACCGACGAGCUGUGAAGAGUAGCCACGUUGCUAUUAACUCCCACUGUGCUCAGUCUAACACAUGCAGUACAUGCAAAGAAAACAUGACAGAAUGCAUGCAUACAUGCUGGCAUGCACACUCACCCUAGAGGAGCUGAUUUUACUGAUGGCCCACAUGACAUGUGGCAAUGUUCUUGCUCUGAAAAGCAGAAAAACAAAAUGUACACAUUUUACAGAUUAAACGUGCCUGAUGUACUUUAGAUCAAUGUGUCUGCAUGUCUUGUUGUUGUAGCUAAACUCCUCAAAGUGAGGUUGCAUGCAGAGAUGCAACUGCAGGACACUUAACCUAUUACAGUAUAUUAUCCACAGUUCAUCUU
Doryrhamphus excisus (bluestripe pipefish) is the source of this 1453-nucleotide messenger RNA. RefSeq names its product myozenin 1a (gene myoz1a). Gene Ontology annotation, cellular component: Z disc; actin cytoskeleton. Gene Ontology annotation, molecular function: FATZ binding; actin binding; telethonin binding. NCBI's taxonomy places the organism in Eukaryota, Metazoa, Chordata, Actinopteri, Syngnathiformes, Syngnathidae. The record is from RefSeq and is a predicted model, not a curated record.